UCUUCACCUCCAGCACAACUGCAGCACAAUAUCGGACCAUUAAGCACUAGAGAAUAUAGAACAAACUUCAGGAAAAUCUAAAUGCCACCGAAGGGUUCCGGAAAACGCAAAGGCGGUGCAACUCCCGCUGUUAGUACACCAGCAGAUGUAUCGGCGCCUCAAACUCCUACCCUCGCAGAAUCCCUCUCCUACCUAUCCUACCCCCGUCCCUUCAAAAAUCCAAGCUACACAAAGAAUGCGGCACGGCGAACACGUACUCUCAAGUCGGUACUAUCGCAAGAACGAGAACGAGAACGACAGGAUCGCGAACGGAGACGAGCUGAGAGGGAGGCAGCGCUUACUGCAGCUAGCUCUGCCGCCGGAGAGGCACCACCAGUUUCUGGAGAGGAGGAUGGGAAUGUAAAUGUGAAAGCGGACGGUGAUGGGAUGGACGUGGAUACCCAGGAACAAGAACGAGAGACAAGUGCACCCGGGAGUGAAGCGGCUGUGAAGACAAUGUUGAAUGUCAUUGAAGAGGAGGAUAUACCAACUUAUACUUCAAUCGAGGCGCCACCUUCUAUCCUUCCGCAGAAACAUUACUGCGAUAUUACUGGCUUAGAGGCACCAUAUACUGACCCUGCGACCGGCUUGCGAUACCAUGACAAAAGUAUUUAUGAGUUCAUUAAGACUUUAAAUGCAAGUGCUGUGAAGGAUUACCUUGCUCUACGUGGGGUGAAUCCGAUUGUGAAAUAAAUUUCCUGUAUCUAUUACCCAUGUUGAUG
Fomitiporia mediterranea MF3/22 is the source of this 761-nucleotide messenger RNA. RefSeq lists its product as uncharacterized. The record is from RefSeq and is a predicted model, not a curated record. The coding region runs from base 82 to 732 and encodes 216 amino acids. Gene Ontology annotation, cellular component: Ino80 complex. NCBI's taxonomy places the organism in Eukaryota, Fungi, Basidiomycota, Agaricomycetes, Hymenochaetales, Hymenochaetaceae. Gene Ontology annotation, biological process: chromatin remodeling. The transcript has 6 exons.